Molecule: messenger RNA, 2355 nt
Organism: Fonsecaea multimorphosa CBS 102226
Lineage: Eukaryota; Fungi; Ascomycota; Eurotiomycetes; Chaetothyriales; Herpotrichiellaceae
Exons: 1
Coding region: 1-2355 (784 amino acids)
Source: RefSeq, a predicted model, not a curated record
AUGGCCUCCAACAAUGAACGUCUACCACCGCAGCCCAGUGUUUCCAGUGUCAAUGACGACGGGGACACGCGGCGACUUCAGCCAACCAUGAGCAAUUCGACAACUGAGGAUGGACGCUACCGGAGGCUAUCGGCGGCAUCAUCGAGUUCUCAACAGACAUCACAUAGUCUAGAUCCAUCCAGAUACCACCAAGCUCGCCAACCUAUAAAUGAUGCGGUCACUUCAGCCUUCAACACCGCCGACGCUACCUCUUCUGGCGGUUUCUCUCCCGAGUUGCUUCAACAGAUCACAUCACAGAUCACGGCGAAUGUUUUGCAGCAAUUGAAAGCCGCCAAUCUACCUCCGCCACCGCCUCCUGCUCAUCAGCCACCUCCGGCGGGCGCCCAGAUGGAUACCUCUUCGUCCGUUGCCGGCUCUCCGCCCUUGGAUCGAGCCACUGUCUACACUCCUCCCACUCCCAAUCGACUUUCCGAGGAUGCAGGUGUAAGUCAGCCAUCCCCUCAGUUUCCUCCGCCUUCCAGCCAGUCAUCCUUCCGGGCCCCAUCACCCGCCGCAGAUAGGAGGGCGGCCUCGCCUCUUAGUCAAACAGGUCAUCAAUCCGAGAACGACGCAAAUCAGAGCCGACCCAGAGGUCCCAAACGCAUGGGCACGCAUGAAGAUGCAACCAUACUGGAACGAAUAUGGGGGCAACUCUUCACGGAGCAGGGUGAGGCUACUCCUAGGCUGGGCCAAUUCUUGCGUGGAAUUGCUAUUCAUCUCAUCGAGGACUAUGAGCCCAAGCACAGCUUGGUCAUCACCCCAACAAAAAUGCAAAGAUACUAUGAGGAGACGAAGCUGGCCAAUGAGGUCUACCCUUGGAAGAUCAUAUUCGACGACAGAACUUCCUCAAUAUCUCGAAUGUUCAGAGAGAUCGAGGCCCAGCAUCACCUUGUCCAAGAAAAGUUGAACGAACGGCCAGACACUCCCGGGCUUACACCGCACGGCUUUGAAACCUGGGCAACCUUGCUCUUAAAGGCACAUCCCGAUCAAGAGUAUGAGCGACUGGCAAAGACGGCGUUAGACAUGCCCAUCAGCAACCCUGAUGAGAAGAAAGAGCGGUUCCCAAAAGAACUUUCUAGGCGGCUUUUCCCCAAGCACGGCGACACCGAGGUCGCGUAUAGGCUUCAGAAGGCCAUGUCGACGCACUGCAAUGUUAGCUUUGCUCGCCACACCAGCACGGCAGAUUCCACUUCCCGGACGUCUGCGGCGACGUCAACUGCGAACAUCGUAGCCGAUGAUUCAUCCACCAAAACGAACUUGAAGCCUCAAACAGACAAGCCAGACAAUGCCAGCAAUCAGGUUCAAGCCAGUCCUGUACUAUCUCAGGCUAGCAUUGAACGUCAACGCCAGCCAUACGGCGGGUCGCGCCAGGAAAGCGUUAAUGGUGACGUCGCAGAUGAGAGCACGGACGGCAGUUUCGCUCCACAGCCAAUCGAGCGAGAGAGAAAGCCAUACGUCGCUGCGCCCGGUGGCGGAAAGACUUACGAUAAUAUCGACCGACCAGCUGCCGCGCCCGAGAACAAACCAGGGCCUCCUCCCCAAGAACCUAAGCUAGCACGUUCAAGUUCUGUCAACGCAACUAGCAGGGUAACCGACGGCCCACGAUCCGGACAGCCACCUAUCGCCCUUCAUCAAAGACCACCGCCUGCAGCAACGGAAAUCCAGGAUUCUCGCCGUCACCGCUCCAGCAGUAUCUAUCACAAAGACCCUGCCCAAACGAAACGCAACCGUUCACCCUCCAUGACAAAAGAAACCGGUGCCUCUUCACACGUGAGGAAGGCGGACCCAGAUGCCUCCUACAUGUCUUCUUCGCAUCAUUCUGAUCACCACGACGAUGCAAGACGGUACAGAGAAUAUGAAGCCGGGCGCGAACGUCUGGCUAACGACCGCUACGACGCCGCCAGAAUGUCGGCAUAUGACCCUCGCGAACGUGAACGAGAACGGGACCGGGAUCGAGACCGAGACGGUCGACCACGCAUGCCAUCUGUUUCGAACGUCGGCCUCGGCUUGGUUGAUGGUCCACGAAGUCCGACGCUGCGCACCAAUACAGGGCCGACAUUGUAUUCCAGUUCUUUGCCUAGUGCUGCUGCGGAUGAAGACUAUUACCUCAACCGCACACACGCGGGCGGCGCCCCUCCUCCUGGUAAAGGCUACAGCCCACCGUCCUCGAUCAGCACUGGCUUUCAACCUCCACCCCCACCACCGCCUCCCCAAAUGAUGAGGGAACCGUCAAGCACGGCAAGCAGAGACUCGGGAUAUCAGGCAUAUCCGAUCAACCCGGGCUACCCCCCUACAAGUUACCGAGAUAUGCGGUAG